Molecule: messenger RNA, 984 nt
Organism: Plenodomus lingam JN3
Lineage: Eukaryota; Fungi; Ascomycota; Dothideomycetes; Pleosporales; Leptosphaeriaceae
Molecular function (GO): 4-hydroxy-tetrahydrodipicolinate synthase activity
Source: RefSeq, a predicted model, not a curated record
AUGUUUUCCAACGAGACUAUGGCCAAUGGCGGCAGCAAUAGCACCACUGCCUACUCUUUCCCACCCGGCAUCCACGUCCCUUCAUUGACCUGGUUCAAAAAUGAGGGUGACCAGGAGAUCGAUUGGGACGUACAAGAGAAGCACUUUGAAUUCCUCAUCUCCAACGGACUACAUGGACUCGUCAUUGCGGGAACGAACGGCGAGGCAGCAACUCUCUCCACUGAAGAGAAAGCACUUCUUGUACAGAAAGCAAAGAAGACUGCUCAACGGCUUGGUCGUGGAGACCUUCCCAUCACACUCGGCGGCGUAGCAGGAAGCACACGCGAAGCCAUCCAACAAACAGUCGCAGCAAAAGACGCAGGUGCUACCGCCUUUCUCGCUCUGGUUCCGUCCUAUUUUCACUUCGCUAUGACACAAGACGCCAUUGUGGCUUUCUUCCAGGAACUUGCGGAUGCAUCACCAAUCCCCAUUGUCCUCUACAACUUUCCCAAUGUAGUGGCUGGUCUGAGCAUCAAUUCGGAAAUGAUAGAUAUCCUUGGCGAACACAAGAACAUCGCAGCUAUCAAGCUGACGUGUGGAAGCAUCGCAUCUUGUGCGAGGGCAUCAGCAAAAUUCAAGAAAAACGAAUUUGUCACGCUGGCGGGACAAAGUGAUUGGCUUAUCCCAGCUUUGAGUGUUGGUGCUGUGGGCACUAUUACAGGUGUUGCCAAUCUUUACCCUAAGACAUGCGUACAAAUGUACAACCUCUGGCAACAAGGCAGACACGAUGAAGCCUCGGCACUUCAGAUCAAGCUCUCCGUCACCGAAUGGGGCUUUGGCAAAGGCGGCAUCAACGGAACAAAAUACGUUGUCGCAUAUAAGAGGAAAUACCCAGAGUCGAGCUCAGAUUGUAGGCGGCCAUACCCCAAAUACUUCAACGUGGAGAAGAGAAAGUGGAUUAUAAAUCAAGUAUCUGGUCUGGAUGAGAUUGAGGCAUCGUUGUAA